Messenger RNA from Sitophilus oryzae (rice weevil), 1755 nucleotides. Its product is annotated as para-nitrobenzyl esterase-like. The record is from RefSeq and is a predicted model, not a curated record. The transcript has 10 exons. Bases 1 to 1629 code for a protein of 542 amino acids. Lineage: Eukaryota; Metazoa; Arthropoda; Insecta; Coleoptera; Curculionidae.
AUGUUUUUUCAGAUUUCAGAUGAUAGUCUUUUAGUAACAACCUCGCAAGGGACAUUACGAGGACAUAUAUUAACAAGUCCUGGAAAUAAAACAUUUAAGGCAUUUCAAGGAGUACCGUACGCGCAGCCACCUUUGGGGAACCUAAGAUUUCAGGCUCCUCAACCUCCACUAAAUUGGGAUGGUAUACGAGAUGCAACUAAAGACGGGAAUAUUUGUUUUGCUAUAACCUCAGAUUCCCCAGAGGAAAGUGAAGAUUGUCUCUUUCUGAACGUUUUCGUUCCCAUUUUGGACGAUGACAAUCAAUGCAAACUCUCUGUUAUGUUGUGGAUUCAUGGAGGUGGUUUUACACAUGGACAUUCCCUUUACAAUUCUACCGGUCCAGAUUACCUUAUAGAACAAGGAGUCAUUGUGGUAACCUUAACUUACAGGUUAGGUCCAUUUGGUUUCCUCUCUACUGGAGAUGAUGUAAUUUCAGGCAAUGCUGGCCUUAAGGAUCAGGCAGCCGCCAUUAAAUGGAUCUAUGAGAAUAUCGAAGCUUUUGGUGGCGAUAAAGAUAAUAUUACUAUUUCAGGACAAAGUGCUGGAUCAGCUUCUGUGGGAUUCCAGUUGUUGUAUAAAGGAAAUGAAGGCUAUUUUAGAGGUGCUAUUAUGGAAAGUGGAAGUCCAUUAAACAUGUGGAGUUUUUCCGUUGGAUUUGAUCCUAAAGCUUACGCGGUUGACUUAGCUCAACAAGUUAAUGCAACGAUCGAUGCAAAUAUUAGUUCUGCUGCUUUGCUUAACUUUUUGGUUAGUUUAGAUGGAAAGGAAAUAGAUACAGCAUCAACAAAAACAACCGUCUCAACUUCUGCAUUACCGGUGAUAGAGCCGGCAUCGCAAACAGCUUUUCUAACGGCUAGCCAGUACGAAUUACUUGCAAAGGGAGACUUUAUCCAAGUUCCUCUUUUGAUUGGAACUAAUUCUGAGGAAGAAAUUCAUCAAGGUCAAGAUUUAGAAAAACUGGCUAAAAAUUUGGAAAGUUACGAGAAAAAUUAUGAGAAAUUUAUACCAAAAAACAUGGAUUUAUCUGUUAAUGUUAAUAAAUCAUUGGUUUCAAAAACAAUUAGAGAUUUAUAUUUAGACAACGUUCCUGAUGAUUCAAAAAUGGGACAUUUAAUAAAGUACAUGAGCCACAACACCUUUACCAGAGCUGUCAUAAAACAUGCCACACUAGCCGUAAAUUACACCGCAGUUUACUUUUAUGUAUUCUCAUACGAUGGACCAUUAGGAAACGUAAAUAUUACGGUAAAAGGUGCCGACAAAAUCGAUCACGCUGAAGAUACGAAAUAUCUGUGGAAGAGAGUUGGUAAAGAUUAUUCUAACGACGAUCUAUCUAAAUAUCCUGCUAGCGAUGUCUUGGCUCACAACCGUUUGAUAUCACUAUGGACCAAUUUCGUCAAAUAUUUAACUCCUACACCAGAAAAGACAGAAUUGUUGCAAAACAUAACGUGGCCAGAGUAUGACAGCGAGGAAUACAGAUAUUUAGAUAUUGGAGAAAAUCUUGAAGUGAGGAAGAAACCUAAGAGGCCAUAUUAUGAUGCUUGGGAUCAGUAUUAUGAAGAAUGGGCUAGACAUCCGUUAAUAACAUUCUGAACCUGUCAAUUAGGAGCAAUUUGUAAACAUAAUGUCUGCUCGGGAAAAUAUUAUAUGAUAUUAUUAUUAAGACAGUCUGCUAUUUUGAUUUAAGGAACAGAAUAAUGAUUUAGUGCAAAAUUAAAG